This is a messenger RNA of Polyodon spathula (Mississippi paddlefish), 480 nucleotides long. Its product is annotated as polymerase delta-interacting protein 3-like. The annotation marks the transcript as partial. The transcript is spliced from 2 exons. Lineage: Eukaryota; Metazoa; Chordata; Actinopteri; Acipenseriformes; Polyodontidae. The record is from RefSeq and is a predicted model, not a curated record.
UCCUCUCCUCUCUCUCUGUCUCACAGGGCCCCGAUGAGAGGGGGUGCAGUGGGAGGGAUCAGGUCUCGAAUCGGCCCCCCUCUGCAGACGACGCUGGGUGGGGGCAGAGGGAUGCCCCCCCUGAUUCACAGAGGAGGUGUGGGGGGGGGCUUUGACGCACGGCAGAAAAUUGGGGUGUCGGACGCUAGACUCCGACUAAGAGGGGGUGCAGCAGCUGGAGGCGCUCUCCCCCUCCCUAUGAAAGACGCUCGGGAGAAGCUGGGACAAAAAGACGCGAGAUUCCGAAUCCGAGGACAAAUCCAGGACGCCCGGCAGACCAUCAACUCGCGCAAGCAGGGGGGAGGGGCCGGCAAGCUGCUGGACGCCAGGGAUAGGCUGAGCCUGAAGAGGAGCGUUCCGAUGAGCCCGCCCUCCGCUCUGGGUUCCGCCAGCUCUCAGGCCACGCCCCCUGUGAAAAUCACCAAAACCAUACAGGUGAGG